CAGAAAGUCGGCUUCCAUCGGUACAUCAGCCCAAAGAAAAGAACUACUUGACGACUUGACGCUGGAUAUGCUCAAUUUUCGACGCUUCAGGAGUCAUUUUGAUGUCCUAACUCAUGCUCACACAGUCAGGAUAAACGUCAGCGUUGCAACACUGUAAACUACAAAUUUCGACUGAGCAUCUCCGUGAUGGCUUUGCAACGGCGUCGCAACUCCAGACUCAACAGCUAGAUCUUGCUCGGCUGUGUGUACGCGUGGUAUCGCCGGUGGAAGCUGUUCAGUAUGCCAGGGGUCCGUCAUUUUUGUUGCCCGAGGUGCCAAUGGAGGGAAUUUACGUUGAAAUCUCUGUUCCGUCAUCUGCAUGUGGCCCAUGGCAGCGAGUGCAAUUGGACCUGCGGACUGAGCGGGUGCAUGCGGUCUUUUCCACGUUUUCCUUCUUAUCGAAAACAUGUGUUCCACAAACACAGUGAGCUCCUUCAGGGAGAAGCAAGCAACACGCCCACUGAUCUUGAAGAUGCCCAUAACCAGUCUUCCACCCAAAGUGAUCUGAGUGUGCCUCACGGUGCUGGUACAUCAUCCGACGUGAUAGCUGAAGACAGCCUUGGAAUUUCCGAAAGUGAGGAGGAUGCAACUACAGAGGAGCCAGAUUACCUGAGGCAGCUUGCUAUGUUACUUCUGAAAUGGAAGGAAGGCAAGCGACUACCGGAAACAACCCUCAACGAAAUUGCCGGUGACGUAAUAUGCUACAUUCAGGGCAUUGCUGAUCGUGUAUCAGAAUCUGGGCAGCAGGUGGAACUUCUGUCUAGGAUCAGGGACCAGAUCGAAGUAUUGACAACACAUAAUGGCAGAGAUGACUACUGGAGAUCUCACCUGCCAUUUGUGGAACCUGUGUCCAUUACAUUGGGAACCAAUGAACAUGGGAAACGCUGCAUAUUUCACUAUGUCCCCAUAUGCGAAGUGCUAAAAAAAUUGCUUGAUGUUCCGGAGGUGUACAGCAGCUUCUGGUACUCGGAAACAGAGGACGGCUACCUGUCAACACCCUUCGAUGGAACAGCAUUCCAGCAGCAUUCAUUCUUCAAGGGGGACCGGAAAAAGAUAUGUGUUCAGUUAUAUGCUGACGAGUUCGAAGUCUGCGAUCCGUUGGGGAGUAAGAGAGGCAAGCACAAGCUACUGGGUGUGUACUUCUCCGUCCUCAAUGUUCCCCAGCGAUCAACGCUUUCACAGAUCCACCUUGUGCUGCUGGUCAAAGACAAGGAUGCGUCAGCAUAUGGCCUUCAGAAGGUUUUCCAACCUCUCAUGCAAGAUAUCCUCAAACUGGAAGAGGAGGGGAUUGUUGUAAAUGGAGAAAUUCACAAGGGAACUAUUUUCGUGGUGACUGGAGAUAACCUUUCAAGCCAUCGCAUUGGUGGAUUCAAGUGUAGCUUUAGUGGUGGCAGGAUUUGCCGUUUUUGCUUGGCACUGCGGAACGAGAUCAGCCACAAACACUUGGAAAGUGACUUUGUUAUUCGAUCACCCGAAGGGCAUCUUCAUCACCUGCAAAUGCUGAAGAACGGAAUCCCUACCUUGUCCCUAUAUGGUGUACGUGAGUCGUGCCCGUUGAGCACGAGUGGCUUUCAGCCCACCGAACAUUUUCCACCCGAUGUCAUGCAUGACGUUUUAGAGGGUGUUAUUCCGUUUGUGAUGAAGCAUAUCAUUGGUCACCUGAUAUCGAACAAGUUCUUCUCCCUCGACCACCUCAACCAGCGCAUUGUAACAUAUGGCUAUGGCAUGUGUGACUCAAAAAAUAAGCCUGAGAAGUUGUCACAGGAGUUCCUAAAAGGCAAAGGUUCGAUGAAGGGAAGUGCGUCCCAGAUACUUUGCUUUUUUAGGCACUUCACGUUGUAUGUUGGUGACUCCAUUCCCUCGGGAAACAGUGCCUGGGAACUCUACCUUCUCCUGCGAGAGAUUGUGGACUUGGUUAUGAGCCGGAAGCUGCCGACCCACUACGUCCCGUACUUACACCGGCUUAUCCAUUUUUUCUGCAUAGACUUUCAAAACCUGUUCCCACAAACUGCUGUUCCCUGCAAACUGCAUUUCUUGGUCCACUAUCCAUCCCUUACCUACAAGUACGGUCCCCUUGUUAACCUUUGGGCCAUGCGUUUCGAGGGGAAACACCAGUAUUUUAAAGAUAUGGCACGCAAGCUACACAGUUUCAAGAAUGUCACGCGUACUUUAGCAUACAGGCACCAGUACCUUCAGGCGUACAUCUUGUCAGAAGCAUUCAAGACUGACUCUCUUUCUGUUGCUGGAAGCCGACCAGUGGUACCCGAGCACGUUGCAGAGGUAGUGAGGUCUUACAUUGAGCUCAGGAGCACUGAGGUGCCAAACAUUUCCAUUCUGAAUUCAGUGAAGCUUGGAGGGAUGCUCUUUGUUCCUGGUGCACCGCUGCUUUACAGAGUCAAUGGCGAUGAUCUCCCAGACUUCAUUCAGGUGUGCAAUAUCUACUCCAUUAACAAGGAGAUAAUUUUUGAGGUCCGUGAACUCCUUACUGUAGAGUUUGAUAGGCACUAUCACGUUUAUGUGGUCUGCUUAACAGACAAUUGCUUUGUCGUAACUGACAUUUCAGGCCUUAAAACUGAUGUGUUAUGCCUUGCACAAAAGGGUGACAAAUACAUAGUCAGUGCUCGCAGUGCUCUGCUGUAGAGGAAGGAGAGCAAAUAUCAAACGUCAUUUGACAUGCACAUAUGUGAUGCCGUGCUGCUCUUUACUUCCUUCUCAUGCUCUUUUCCCCUUUAUGAUAUAUUUUGUUGUGAAAACACAAUUCUGAUGUAUAGUCACACGCGUUCACAUGUGUUUGAACUGUUUCCUUUGACGGUGCCUGCAGCAUUGUGCACACUUGCUCAAGGCACAUUGGCUUCCUUUCCUUCCUGUUACUCUGUGCUCAAGCCAAUUAUUGAGAUGGUCAGCAUAUUUUACAACAAAUGUAUAUAUAUGUAUGUAUAUAUAAUAUAUAAAUAUAAUGUGUAUUAGAAAGCA
Ornithodoros turicata is the source of this 3012-nucleotide messenger RNA. RefSeq lists its product as uncharacterized. The transcript is spliced from 2 exons. The record is from RefSeq and is a predicted model, not a curated record. Lineage: Eukaryota; Metazoa; Arthropoda; Arachnida; Ixodida; Argasidae. Bases 280 to 2679 code for a protein of 799 amino acids.